This is a messenger RNA of Sinocyclocheilus grahami, 916 nucleotides long. RefSeq names its product sterol 26-hydroxylase, mitochondrial-like. The record is from RefSeq and is a predicted model, not a curated record. The transcript is spliced from 6 exons. Gene Ontology annotation, cellular component: mitochondrial inner membrane. Lineage: Eukaryota; Metazoa; Chordata; Actinopteri; Cypriniformes; Cyprinidae. Bases 1 to 696 code for a protein of 231 amino acids. Gene Ontology annotation, biological process: glucocorticoid biosynthetic process; C21-steroid hormone biosynthetic process; cholesterol metabolic process. Gene Ontology annotation, molecular function: iron ion binding; monooxygenase activity; heme binding.
AUGAGCCCCACCGGUGAUCUGGUUUCUAACUUGACCAAUGAGCUUUAUCGCUUCUCCCUUGAAGACGUUUAUGGAAAUAUUUCUGAGCUGCUGUUGGCUGGAGUGGACACAACCUCCAACACUAUGUUGUGGGCGCUGUAUCUCCUCUCAAGAGACCCAGAAGCUCAAGAGGCUCUGUAUCAGGAUGUAACCAGAGUCUUGAAGGGUGACGGAAUCCCAACAGCACAGGAAGUGAACAGCAUGCCUUACCUCAAAGCUGUCAUCAAGGAAACAUUAAGGAUGUACCCUGUGGUGCCCAUGAAUUCUCGUCUUAUUGCAGAAAAUGAUGUUGUCAUUGGUGGACAUUUUUUCCCUAAAAAGACAACAUUCACUCUGUGCCACUAUGCGAUUAGCCAUGAUAAGAAAGUCUUCCCAGAGCCACAGAAGUUCAAACCUGACCGCUGGCUCAGAGAUGGCAGAACGAGACCCAACCCAUUUGGGUCAAUCCCGUUUGGCUAUGGAGUCAGAGGCUGUGUUGGCCGUCGCAUUGCUGAACUGGAGAUGCAUCUGGCUUUGGCAAGGCUAAUCAAGUUGUUUGAAAUCCGACCGGAUCCAACUGUGGGUGAGGUUAGGUCACUCACUCGUGCAGUGCUUGUGCCAGACAGACAGGUGAACCUUCACUUUGUGGAGAGACAGAAGACAUCUUCUGAACAAUAGCUAAAGAAUACCACCAUUUCAGCAAGAUAUAAGCUGCCUGUGUACAUAUAUGAAAAUGAUCAGCUAGUGUGAAUCAUGUGAAUGUGUCAACUAUUUUACCUCUGUCUGGAUAUAUUUCUAUUGUGCUUUGGGAUAUGCAGUUUAUAGGACCCUGCAUAACACUGUGAAAAAUACUUUUUUCCCCCCACAGUUUUGUAUAUCUCUUGCCAUUAAAUUGGUG